AUGGAGGGAGGGUUGGAACGUGGAACCGGUUCAGGAACGAACGAACGGGGUGAGACUAAAUCAGGAAAUCAGGACACUACUUACUUGGAUAGUAAGGAAGGAGAUAGGAUAGAACGGGUAAAGAAGGAUGGGAAUUACCCGACCGUGUUGUGUUUCGGGAGUCGGAGUCGGAUGAUGGGGUGGAUGAAUGAGUUAGUACGUAGUGAGGUAUGGUUCAGGAACAGGAAUGUUGGCCCCAUAUUAUCUCGGUUCACCAUCUACGUUCAACUAUACAUAGAAAAUUAUUCGAAAAUUCAUGAAAAUUAUAGCAAUAAACAAAAGCAUCAAAGAAAGAAAGAAAGCAAGAAGACCCCGCACGCUAAGAUAGCAUCGUAG
Aspergillus niger is the source of this 375-nucleotide messenger RNA. RefSeq lists its product as uncharacterized. The coding region runs from base 1 to 375 and encodes 124 amino acids. NCBI's taxonomy places the organism in Eukaryota, Fungi, Ascomycota, Eurotiomycetes, Eurotiales, Aspergillaceae. The transcript is spliced from 4 exons. The record is from RefSeq and is a predicted model, not a curated record.